UCCAUUUCGCGCAUCGAGCGUCGACUUGUUUUGCGCAUUGUUUCCUCUUUUUUGAAUCACUGUCGGGGAGAGGAUGGGGAAGAAUUUCCAUUCACUGAUAACAGCUGUUUCGUCUGAAGGCUGACUGAGUGAUGGAAUAGUGAUGCCUAAUCGGUGGGGAAAUAUGGUUCCUCUACUCAGCCUCCCUCUUCUUUUUUAUUUUAUUUGCUUUUUCCUCCUCUGUUUCCCUUCAAUUCAUGCCCAAUUCCUGCCAGAACUCAGACCAGGACAAGGCCUGCUGCUCUUCACCCAGCCUGCCUAUAAUGCCUCCAUCUUUGAGAACUCUGCUGCAAGAACCUACACCACAAAUGAGGUCAAAAUGGGCAUCAUUCUUGGGCCACCACGAUCUUUAGACAUAAAAUAUUCCAUUGAGUCUGGAGACAGUGAGGGACUCUUCCAGGCUGAAGAGUUUGUAAUGGGAGAUUUUUGUUUCCUUCGUAUACGCACUAAUGGAGGCAGUGGUGCUACAUUGAAUCGGGAAGUACAGGAUAAUUACACACUAACAGUUAAGGCAUCUGCCCAAGGAGGCCUAGAAGCCUUAGCCACUGUAUAUAUCAAGGUCUUAGACACCAAUGAUCUCCGACCUCUCUUCUCACCAACCUCCUAUUCAUUCAUUGUUUCUGAGAGUGCCCCUCUGGGUGCCAGCAUAGGACGCGUGACAGCCACAGAUGCAGACAUGGGCUCCAAUGGGGAGUUCUACUACUUCUUCAACAACAGAGUUGAACUCUUCGCUGUUCAUCCGACCAGCGGGGUCAUCACCCUGACGGGCCGGCCCAGGAUGGACAAACAAGACAGGUUUGAGCUGGAGGUUCAGGUGGUCGACAGAGGGAUGAAACUCUAUGGGAACACUGGUAUCAGCAGCACUGCCAGGCUGCUCCUAACUGUGAAACGGGUCAAUCAUUUUGCUCCUGUUCUCAGUGCAGUUGCUGUCGUUCCAUCGUGGGUGGACAAGGACUCAGUCUAUGCCAUAGUGACUGUGGAGGACAAAGAUGAGGGGGUAUCUGGAGAUAUAGAGUGGGUGUCCAUCAUUGAGGGUGACCCCUAUGAACAGUUUGUGAUUGAUCGAUCGCCUGUUGGGAAUGAGUAUAGAGUUAAAACAUCAGAAUUGGUCGACUGGGAUGUAUUUCCUUAUAGCUGCAACUUAACCUUUCAGGCUAAAGACAGGGGGGCACCGCCUAAGUUUUCAAAUACCCAAGUUGUUCAGUUGUUGGUUGCAAAGCCAGACCCAGUGCUGGCGAAUUUCGAGAAAGAUAUUUAUGUAUUUAAGCUGAGUGAAAUAGCUCCCCCAGGCACUAUUGUAGAGGUGGUGAAAAUCUCCCCAGCUCCUCUGAGUGUCAAUUACAGCUUCAGCAGCCUCUCAGAUCCAAUGUACUUUGAUAUAAACCCUUUGACUGGAGUUAUUAUGACCACAAGGCAGCUGACAGGGAUAUCACAGGAUUUCAUGGAGAUGGAAGUGGUUGAUAUUAUUAGUCAGCAGCGGGCAAGGAUCCAAAUCACUAUAGAGGAUGCUAAUGACAACUCUCCAGUGUUCAACAGGCCAUUAUAUGAUAUUGCAAUCAACGAGAGCUUACCUGUAGACACUGUUGUUCUUGUAGUGUCUGCUGUGGAUGAUGAUAAAGGAGAGAAUGGAUUUAUCACCCACACUAUAAGUGGUGAAGAGUCUCUUCCCUUUACCAUAGAACAAGACACAGGGGAGAUAAGGAUCACAAGAGACCUGGACUUUGAGUCAUCCGAUGAUACCUAUACUUUUGCAGUGAGGGCCUCUGACUGGGGCUCACCCUACAGAAGAGAGACUGAAGUUAAUGUCACCAUUCGUUUGAUAAAUGUCAAUGACAACCAGCCUCUUUUUGAAAUGGUUUCUUGCAGGGGGAUGAUAAGCCGUGAUUUCCCUGUCAGCCAGACUAUUGUGACUUUGUCAGCUGUGGACAUAGAUGAAUUAGGAAUGGUGAGGUACAAGAUACUGUCUGGCAAUGAGUUAGACUAUUUUAACCUAAAUCCAGACUCUGGUGCUUUGUCAUUAAAAAGAUCGUUAGCAGUGGCUAAUUUAAAAAGUGGGGUGUUCAACCUGAAAAUAGUUGCUACAGAUGGAGAGCUGUUCUCUGAUCCUACAUUUGUGAAUGUCUCUGUAGUGAGGGGUAGGAUGCCACCCAGGGGUUUCAACUGCAAGGAGACCAGGGUGGCCCAGCUGUUGGCAGAAAAAAUGCUUUCAAAAGCAUCCUCUAUGGCCAGACCAAGACCAGAUGAGAGCUUUACUGACCUUUUCUCUAUGAAUAAACAGGCUCCACAAUUUGAAGCCUUGCCCACCAGUAUUCUAGUGAGAGAAGACCUCGUUCCUGGUGCAAGUGUAUUUCAGGUGCGUGCACGGGAUGGUGACACAGGUUUCAAUGGCUAUAUUCUCUUUUCCAUAUCUGAUGGGAACAAAGAAAAUUGCUUCAAUAUCAACAUGGAGACUGGGUUGAUAACAGUAUUGCAGCCGCUGGACCGUGAGAGAUUGGAUCGUUACUUCCUUAAUGUCACCAUCUACGAUCAGGGCGUUCCUCAGAUGUCCAAUUGGAGACUACUGACUGUGAUCAUUGAGGAUGCAAAUGACAAUGACCCCAAGUUUUAUCAGGACAGCUUCUCUGCUCUUGUUUCAGAGAACUCUGUCAUUGGUAUGGAAGUUAUUACCAUCACUGCAUUUGACAGAGACAUAGGUCAAAAUGGACAGCUCUCCUACAUAAUGCUUACCAGUGUCCCUCAGUUUGGUAUAGACAGUGAAACAGGAAGUGUAUUUAUUGCUAGCCACCUGGACAGAGAAACCAUCCCAAUGUUCACAUUGAAGAUUGAAGUGAGAGACAAGGCUGAAAGAGGCACUCGAAGGUCAUCGGUUACUACUCUAAGUGUAAUCGUGGAUGAUGUCAAUGAUUGCGCCCCGGCUUUCAUUCCUAGCAGCUAUAGUGCUCAAGUACUUGAGGACCUCCCUCCGGGGGCUGUGAUUACCUGGGUGCAAGCUCAGGACCCAGACAUUGGUCCUGGUGGACAGAUCCGAUACUCCUUGAUUAAUGACUUCAAUGGCACUUUUGAGGUCAAUGCAGUGAGUGGAGUGUUGAGGAUUAGGAAGGAGCUCGACUUUGAGAAACAACAGUUUUAUAACCUGACAUUACUUGCUGAGGACAGAGGAGUACCAAGCCUUAUCAGCCAGACGUUUGUCGAGGUAGAGGUGGUGGACGUCAAUGAGAAUUUGUAUGCACCCUACUUCCCUGACUUUGCUGUGAGAGGCUCAGUGAAGGAGAACUCUCGUUCAGGCACAAGUGUCCUGACAGUCAGCGCUAAGGACGACGACAAGGGACGAGAUGGCGCGUUGAAGUACUCUGUCAGAGGAGGCAGCGGACUGGGCACUUUCACCAUUGACGAAGACACAGGGGUGAUUUACACUGCUGGUAUCCUGGAUUGUGAGACCAAAGACUCCUAUUGGCUUACAGUCUAUGCCACAGACAAAGGGGUUACACCUCUGUCAGCCUCUAUUGAUGUCUUCAUUCAGGUAGAAGAUGUCAAUGAUAAUGCCCCCCUCACAUCAGAUCCUAUCUACCACCCAGUCGUCAUGGAGAACUCUCCGAAGGAUGUGUCAGUCAUCCGUAUCCAGGCGCAGGACCCUGACCUCACUGCCACACCCAGUCGUCUGAGUUAUCGCAUCACUGCAGGCAACCCGCAGAAUUUCUUCACUAUCAACCCCAAAACAGGGCUAAUCACAACAACUGCGAGGAAACUGGACAGAGAACAACAGGCUGAGCAUCUACUGGAGGUAACAGUUAUAGAUGGCCCUGUGACGACCCGCCAGUCAACCGUGUGGGUCAUAGUUCACAUCGAUGACGAGAACGACAACCCGCCCACUUUCCCCGAGGUCACCUACCGCAUCAGCUUGACUGAACGAGACCGCAACAAACGUGGGGAACCGGUCUACCGCGUCUUUGCUUAUGACCGGGACCUCGGAGCCAAUGGCAACAUCACCUACAGCAUUGUCGACGGUAAUGAGGAUGAAAAGUUCAGCAUUGACCCCAGGACUGCUAUGGUGUCCUCAAAGAAGAUGGUUACAGCGGGAAGCUAUGAUGUUCUCACUAUAAAAGCGGAAGACGGCGGUGAUACCCCAUUAUGGGCGACUGUCAAGCUUCAUGUGGAGUGGAUUCGCAAACCCGUUCCCUCGCCUCUGCCCCUACUAUUCACCCAGAGGUACUACAAUUUCUCUAUUUCGGAGACAGCUGCAGUAGCUCAGCCGGUGGGAGUAGUCGCUGUCAGCCAGUCAAGCACACCUGUCUGGUUUAAUAUCAUCGGGAGCUUUGACAUGCAGUUUGACCUUCAAGUGGGUGUGGGGACUCUGGUUGUGGCCAAGCCUCUGGAUGCAGAGCUGCAGUCUGUGUACAACAUGACUAUACAGGUGACAGAUGGGACCAACUUUGCCACAGCACAGGUGUUUAUCCGAAUACAAGACAGCAAUGACAACCCUCCAGUCUUCUCACAGCCAGCCUAUGAUGUCAGCAUCUCAGAGGACGUGCCCGUUGACAUGGAGCUCCUGCGGGUUAGGGCGUCAGACAUGGACGAGCGUGCCCGUUUGAGCUACUCCAUCUAUGGCAGCGUAGACCCCGCCAGUAUGAGACUGUUCCGGGUCAGUCCUGGGACGGGCGUUGUCUACACUGCGGACAGAUUGGACUACGAGGCCAGAACGCAGCAUAUCCUCACUAUCAUGGUCAAGGAUCAGGAGUUUCCGUUUAACCGUGACCUGGCUCGUAUCCUGGUGGCAGUGGAGGACUCCAAUGAUAACAUCCCCUACUUUACCAGCACCGUAUAUGAUGCUGUAGCCUACGAAUCUUCUCCCAUAGGCACUUCUGUAAUACAAGUGACAGCCUUAGACAAAGACAACGGGAUUAACGGGCAACUCACCUAUACACUAGAAGCAGGUAACACGGGCAGUGUGUUUGGCGUUGAUAAUGCCACAGGCCUUAUCUUCAUUGCCCGGGACCUGGACCUCACCUCUGUGGGCUUUUACACCCUCACUGUGCGUGUCACAGACAGUGGCUUUCCUCCAUUAAUGGCCACAGCUUCAGUUCACAUCUCCUUGAUACUCUCUGACUUAUCCAACCCCAAAUUCUCUCAGAAGGAGUAUCAGGCUGAGAUCAUGGAGAACAGCACUAUUGGAACACAUGUCACCACUGUUAGCGCCCUCAGCCGUUCAGCACUCACUUAUGACAUCACCCAGGGCAACGAGGACCACUGCUUCUUCAUCAACCAUCACACUGGUGUGAUAAGCACACGCAGACUACUUGACUUUGAGCAAACAACGUCUUACUUUCUGGUGGUGCAUGCCCUGAGCAUGGCCGGAGUGGAGGCCAGCACCACUGUCAUCGUCCAGGUGGGGGAUGUCAAUGAUAACCCACCUGUCUUCCAACAAAUCAGGUAUGUGGGCGCAAUCAGCGAGGCUGCUCCCGUUAACAGCGUGGUCCUGGGAGAGGACGGUAACCCUCUAGUCAUCCAGGCGACCGAUAAGGACCGCAAUCACAAUGCCCUGUUAGUGUUCCAGAUCCUAGAUGAGACUGCUCGUAUGUUUUUCAGCGUGGACUCCGGGACUGGAUCAAUUCGAACGAUUGCGAGUCUGGACUAUGAGACCUUCUCUGAAUUCAACUUCCGCGUGCACGUUAGAGACAGUGGUCAGCCUCCUAGGAGUGCUGACAGGCCCGCUGAGGUUGUUAUAAAGGUGAUCAACAUCAAUGACUCACCUCCAAAGUUAUCGCAGGACACUUACGAGACAGUGCUCCUCCUGCCAACGUACGCGGGAGUCGAGGUCCUCCGCAUUGAGGCUUUUGACCCUGAUAUGACCACUGACCGCAUUCUGAACCCCGACAAGUCCAACACCCGCCAGCUGGUUUACUCUCUGGUGGACAAAAAUGUGGAGUACUUCUCUGUGGAGCGUUACACCGGAGUUGUGACUGUCGUCAAUCAGAGCCUCAAUAAAGACCGUUACCGCUUUAAUGUGAAGGUAUGGGAUGGACGUUUUUCCAGCAUGGCAUCAGUCACCGUAGUCGUCCGUGAAGCUAUGGACAACGGCCUUCAGUUCACCUUCCCCGUCUACUCCGCUUCCAUCCCAGAAAACAUACCCAAUGUUACGUUAGUGACUGUUGUCAACACUGUGGGCCACCGCCUCAAUGAGCCGCUGAAGUACACUCUGCUGAACCCCAGUGGACGCUUCACGAUCCGGCCCACCUGCGGAGUGGUGCUCACCACCGGUGUGCCUUUUGACCGAGAAGAGAGAAACAGUUACGAGCUGGUGGUGGAGGUGAGCAGAGAAGAUGAGAUCCUGAGGGUGGCCAGAGUGACUGUUCAAGUUCAGGUGGAGGAUGUGAAUGACAAUGCCCCAGAGUUUGUCAACCUUCCCUACUACGCUGCAGUACAGGUGGAAGCAGAGCCAGGAUCAGCUAUUUUCAGGGUCUCGGCCAUAGACCAAGACAGCAAACUGAAUGGAGAAGUGACUUACAGCCUCAAGCAGCAGCACAGGAACUUUCAACUGAACUCUGUGACUGGAGAGCUGACAUUAAAGAGGGCCUUUGAGGCCGACUUAUCUAAUGCAGAGUACAAGCUGGUCCUUGUGGCCACAGACAGCGGCUUCCCCCCUCUGUCCAGUGAGGUGGAGCUGCCUGUUACUGUAGUAAAUAAAGCCAUGCCGGUGUUUGACAAACCCUUCUACGGCGUCACUGUCAGAGAGGAUGUAGCUGUUUCCACUUCUGUCCUGUGCAUCAAUGCCACCAGUCCCGAAGGACAGAACAUAAUUUUCACCAUAACGGACGGAGACCCUUCCUUCCAGUUUGACAUUGGCUUUGACACCGGAAUCAUCAGCGUGAUUUACCCGUUAGACUACGAGACCAUGCAGUACUACCGGUUGACGGUGAAGGCUACAGAUACACUGACGGGGGCAAAGUCUGAGGUUGAUGUAGACAUCGUUGUGCUGGAUGUGAAUGAUAACUCGCCACUCUUCCAGAACACGUCAUACUCGUCUGUGCUCGCUGAGAACUCCAUGAUUGGAACCACUGUGUUACAGGUGUUUGCUCAGGACCAAGACUCAGAGAAGAAUGCUGUUGUGCGUUACCAGAUCGUAUCUGACAUCUACAACAGCACAGACUAUUUCCACAUUGACAGUAACAGUGGAGUGGUAUUCCUGGCACGCCUGCUUGACUAUGAGCUCAUCCAACGCUACAACUUCAUUGUCAGAGCGACAGACAGCGGAGACCCUGCCCUCAACAGUGACGUUAGCGUCACGGCGACUGUUACUGACACAAACGACAAUCCACCUAAUUUCAGCCAAGCGCUUUACGAGGCCUUUGUCAGCGAGCUGGCUCCGCGAGGACACUUUGUGACUUGCGUUCAGGCGUCAGAUGCUGACAUCUGUGAUGCUCAAAGGCUGAGGUAUAGCAUCCUCUCUGGAAAUGAGAGAAUGACUUUUAUGAUGGAGCCAGAUACAGGGGUCCUCAGUCUGUCUAACAAGAGGCGACAAGGCAUGAAACUCUCGUAUCAUCUCAAUGUGUCCGUGUCAGAUGGAGUCUUCACCAACACUGCUCAGGUGAUUGUACGUGUGCUGGGAGCUAACCUGUACAGCCCAGUGUUCAGCCAGCGGUUCUACCUGGCUGAAGUCCAAGAAAACGCCCCUUCUGGGUCAAAGGUCAUUCAAGUUCAUGCAACAGAUGAAGACUCUGGGCUGUUUGGUCAGAUCACCUACUCCUUCGUCAACGACCUGGGCAAAACUCAGUUUUCCAUUGAUGCAAAUGGAGUCAUAUCCACUAUUGAGAAAUUAGACAGAGAAAAUCCUGUUAACAAGGACAUGGUGCUGACCGUUAUGGCCCUGGAUGGUGGAGGCCGUGCAUCUUUUUGCACAGUGCGAGUGGUUCUUGCUGAUGAGAAUGACAACGCCCCUCGUUUCAGAGCUGUGGAGUAUCGCAUGAGCAUUAAAGCAAAUGUUGCCAAAGGUUCUCUGGUCACGCAGAUCCAAGCCACUGACCCAGACGCCGGGUCUAAUGGGAGGAUCACCUACUCCCUUUACAGCGAGGCUCGUCUGUCACUGGUUGAUGUGCUGGAGGUGGAGCCAGACAGUGGUUGGAUGAUGACUAAAAGCGCUGUGGACCACCUCCAGGGGACUGUGCUGUCCUUCUUUGUCAAAGCCACAGACUGCGGCUCUCCGGCCAAACACUCGCUGGUGUCAGCCUUCAUCCAUGUCGUCCCGCCAGAUGCAUUCGUUCCCUCCUUCACUCAGCCUCAGUACUCCUUCACCAUCCCUGAGGACACAGCAGUGGGAACAGCCCUGGGGUCUGUGUACAUGGGCCCCGGGCAGACUGGAUUCUUCACUGUAGUCGGGGGAGAGACAUUUGACAGCAACAUGGGAGGGAGCUUCCUGGUGGAGAGGGAAACAGGUCUGAUCCGUCUCAUUAAGCCGCUAGACUAUGAAGAGGUCAGCAUCUACCGCUUCAAGGUUGCAGCAACAACGAGAAGAGACCUGAUCGAGUCCGUCUCCACUGUGGACCUGGAGGUUAAGAUCCUAGAUGUGAACGACAACAAACCAGUGUUUGAGACUAACACCUACGUAGCCACGGUGAUGGAGGGGAUGCCAGUAGGGACAAGAGUUAUCCAAGUGCGGGCACUCGAUCCAGACUGGGGCGCUAAUGGACAGGUAACCUACAGGCUCGGAUCUCUGCUCACCUACAACCUGGACUUGACAAAAGAUGCCGGUUCCUUUGGUGACCUCAUCACCACGAGUUCCGUCUUUGCUAUCGACAGUAAAACAGGCUGGAUCACCACAGUGAGUCAAAUGGACCACGAGGCCUGCUCCAGCUACAGUUUUGAAGUGGUGGCCUCCGAUCUGGGUGAGGUGCAGUCUCUCUCCUCCACCACGGCGGUGACCAUCACUGUGUCAGACGUUAACGACAACCCGCCUCAGUUUGAGAGGGAGCUGUACCGGGGUGCAGUAAAGGAGAGCGAUCCCCUCGGCGAAGUGGUAGCUGUUCUAAAGACCAAAGAUCGAGACGGCACGGAUCAAAACCGCCUCGUCAGCUUCUACAUCACUGGGGGAAACCCACGGGGAGUGUUUGGCUUAGCCCUCGUGCAGGGAGAGUGGAAGGUUUAUGUGAGCGGUCUGCUGGAUCGUGAGCAGCAGGACUGGUAUCUGCUCAACAUCACAGCCAGUGAUGGAUUGUAUGUGGCUCGUACCGCGGUGGAAGUCACCGUCAUGGAUGCCAAUGACAACAGUCCCGUCUGCAACCAGGCGGUCUAUAGUGCCUCUUUUCCUGAGGACAUUCCCACUAACAAGGGCAUCCUGACAGUGGGCGCAACAGAUGCUGAUUCUGGCUCCAGUGCUGAGAUCCAGUAUUCAUUGUUUGGCAUCGGGGUGGAAGAUUUCUACAUGGAUGCAAACACCGGUGAGCUCCGUACGGCCACUGUGAUCGACCGAGAAAUGACAUCCAGCUACAAACUCAUCACCCAGGCGACUGAUGGAGGAGGACUGUUCUGCCGCUCUGAAAUUUCUCUCAAAGUGUUGGAUGUGAAUGAUAAUCCACCCUCUUUCUCCUCUAAUCAUUACCUGGCUAGUGUGUAUGAGAACGCCGCCCCCAAGGCAUUGCUUACCCGACUGCAAGCCAGUGACCCUGAUGAAGGUCUUAACCGUACCGUGGUGUAUUCUCUGGUGGAUGAAGUCAGCGGGUUCUUCUCCAUUGACCCGGUAUCCGGGAUGGUAAUUCUGGAAAAAUCUCUGGACAGAGAGAGUCGAGAUUCCUAUAACGUUCGUGUCCAGGCCGCUGACCAGGCAGGGCAACAGGGGGCACUGUCAACUCAGGUUGAUUUGACCAUUUUGGUGCUGGAUGUGAAUGACAACGCUCCAGUCUUCCAGAGGAGGGAUUAUGCUGUCACAGUCCCCGAGGAUGUAGCCGUGGGAACUGAGGUGCUGCGCGUGUUGGCGACGAGUGCUGACAUCGGACCUAAUGCUGAGAUCACCUAUCACAUCCGGUCAGGCAAUGAGUUAGGAAAGUUCAUCAUAGACAGAAACCUGGGCUCUAUUUCUGUGGCUGAUGAUUUGGACUUUGAGGUGUGUAAGGACUACUAUCUCACCAUUGAGGCCUGGGACAGUGGGAACCCUCCUCUCAGCACUGCUACUAUGGUAAUCAUUGAACUCAUGGACGUCAAUGACAAUGCUCCAGCCUUCAGUCAGGACAUCUACAAUGUUCUGGUCAGCGAGGAUGCGUCUGUUGGGCAGACAAUAACAAGGGUACUGGCAGAAGAUUCGGACAGCCAGGUGAACGGACGAAUUACCUACUCGAUCCUCAGAGGUGAUCGGAGCAACCACUUCUGGAUUGACCCUGUAACAGGACUGCUCAAGGUCAAUAAGCGGCUUGACAGAGAACUAGUGUCCAGGUACUCUUUGUCAGUGCAGGCGUUCGACAGUGGCUCUCCUGCCAUGUCCUCCACCGUCACCCUUAACAUCGACAUCUCCGACGUUAACGACAACCCUCCCGUCUUCACCCCUCCCAACUCCACAGCCAUCAUACAGCUAAACCAAGCUGCUGGUGUCACACUGCUGAAGCUGUCAGUCAGCGAUAAAGACACCUCUAGAAAUGGCCCUCCCUUUGAGUUUCGCAUUGUGUCAGGAAAUGAGGGAAAUUUUUUCUCCCUGGACCAGAGUGGAACUCUGAGGUCCAACCGUGUGUUCGGCCCUGAAGCCCCCAGAGAAUUCACCCUUGAAAUCCAGGCACGUGACUCCGGUAAGCCAAGUCUUACCUCUUCCACCUGGAUAUUUCUAAGGGUCAUUGGGAACAGUCAGUACAAACCCUCCGUCUCCCCCCUGGAAAUCUUCAUCGUCAUGGUAACAGAUACCUUCCAGGGCGGCCCGAUAGGUCAGAUCUAUGCAACCGACCGGGACGCCAACGAUGUGCUGUCGUUUACCCAGAAGCUUCAGCCCAAGACCAUGUUUAGGAUAAACAGACAGGACGGCAGCAUUGUGGCUCUGUCAGGCCUGGAACCUGGCAGAUACCAGAUGAAUGCCACAGUGAGCGACGGACGUUUCGCUGUGAUAGCUGAUGUGUCGGUCCAGGUCGAACAGGUGACAGAUGUGCUGCUGCGGAGUGCCAUCACCUUACGUUUCAGUUCCCUGUCUCCAGAAGACCUGCUUGGUCGUUACCUAAGCCAAAUCAAACUAACGUUACGGGGACUAGCCGGCUGGAAAUGGUCGCCAGGACAACAGGAUCCUCUCCAUGUGCUGAGUGUACAGCCGGUCAUGGGGUCAUCUGACGUGGACUUGCUUUUGGCCAUGGAGAGGCCAGAGACAUCGGGCAAUGGACGGAUGGCUGGGUUCUACUCCGGGGAAGAGUUGUCUGCAAAGCUGGAGGAAGCAACAGAGCGAGGCCAGAUUCGCGGUGUCCUAGCUGGGGCUGUGGUGGUGAGCAGCGCUUGUUCUGGGGAUCUCGAGUGCGGCGACAGGGUGUGUGAACAGAUAUUAGUAAUGGAAGGUGGCUCAUCUGUCACCUACAGCACAGAGAGGGUCAGCCUGGUGUCACCAAGGUUCAGGCCUACAGAGAUCUGCACUUGCCCUGGAGGGACAUGUCCCACUCCUGUGGAACUGUGUGAAGGUCAGUCCUGUCCAGCAGACAUGCAGUGUGUCCGUUCUGGUCCUACAGCGCCAUCUGUCUGCCAGUGUCAGCCUGAGCAACUAGACGAGUGUGCAGGACAAACCUCUCUGAGCUUCUCUGGAAACAGUUACAUCAAGUACAGAGUGACAGAGAGUGGUCAGAGUGGAGAGAUGAGGCUUGGCUUGAGAAUCAGAACACUUCAGAGAAGAGGGGUCAUUAUGUUCACACGUGUUAAUCCCUGUACCAUGCUCAAGAUUGAAGGAGGUCGACUCUGGUUCCAGUUGGACUGUGACAACACCCUCGGCAUUAUGGGUAUCUCUGGCAGACCAAUAAAUGACGGCCUCUGGCAUGCUGUUGCCUUGGAGCUGACUAAGAACUAUACCCUACUGUCAUUAGAUGACAGCUAUGUGGAGCGUCGCCGAGCAGCCCGUGCCCCUGUUCGACUUUGGCCUCUGGCCCCAGAUUCAUCCUUCUUCUUCGGGGCCCAAGUCAGGCCACCGAACGGGCAAGGACUAGGGGACCGUAGCGUGAGGGCCCCCCCGAGAGCUCAGGAUGGCUUCCAGGGCUGCCUGGGCUCACUGAUGCUGAACGGUAACGAGCUGCCACUCCAGAAUAAGAGGAGCCGUUACGCUGAGAUAGCCGGGCUGAGUGAGGUCAAGUUGGGCUGUGUGCUUUAUCCAGAUCCAUGCGUCAGUCAGCCCUGCCUCAACGGAGCCAUCUGCAGCAGCCUGCCCUCUGGAGGCUUCAUGUGCAGUUGCAGCGCUGGCUUCAGUGGGGGGCGCUGUGAAAUUGAAUUGACAUCCUGCAUGCCAAACCCAUGCCAGAACGGUGGAGACUGCGAGCCUGUAGGCACUGCAUUCGUCUGUGGCUGUCCUACAGGACUCGAGGGACUUAUAUGUGAUGAGGAUGUGAAUGAGUGCGACCAGGACGAGUGCGGAAACGGAGGAGAGUGUGUCAACACAUUCGGGUCGUUCUACUGUAACUGCUCCGAGGGAUACGAGGGUCAGUUCUGCGACGAUCAGCCGCCUGGUGAUGUGGGGGACGACACGCAGGCGGAGCCCCUGUCUUACGUUGGACCAGGAGAGAUAAUUGGCAUCGGAGUCCUUGCUUUUGUCAUCAUCUUCCUCCUCAUACUCUUCAUCGCCUUUAGAAAGAAAAUCAAAUUUAGGAAAGACUCAGACCCGGGCCCGGGGACUCAGGCUGUGAUGGGUGUGUCAGCUAUUUCCACAGAAACCAGCUACAUGUUGCACAGAACUGGCAUGGGGGCAGAGGGGAUUGAGUUCAAAGCGGUUCGCGUGACAGGGUCGCCGGGGACGACGAGCACCUACGGUGAGGUGGGAGGGUGCACCGGGGGUCCUCCCCAGGUCAUGGUACGUCCAACUGCCCACUCCCCUCUACCAGGAGGACUCAGCAACCAGGGCAUGAGGAACGGGGAUGGUGACAAGACGACAUCCAGCGAGGGCAGUCAGUUCAGCAGCUUCCUCUCAGACAUGUCCAAUGUCCGAGCUGUGGCCAAUAGGAGGGGGAUCGCAGUGUGCAGCGUGGCACCCAAUCUCCCUUCGGCAUCUGCCUGCCUCUCCGAGCACAGUCCGGCCCACAAAGUGUCCUGGGAGGGUGAGGAAACGAGAGAGGAAGGGCUGGAGAGGAUGAGAGAUGAGAGAGAGGAGGAAUGGGGCCAGAGAGCUUUUGAACUGGAGAGAACACAGAGAGAUAACAGUCCACAGGGUGUGUCAGUGUUGGUGGACGAGAUGGCACGUCUCUCAGACUCCACCUCUGAGGAACGCUCCCUCAGUUCCUACACUUCUGAGUCCUUCGAUGACAACGCCUCCAUAGUGACGGUCAUACGUCUCGUCAAUGAUGCCGUUGAUAAUAUUGAAAGUGAAGUGUCGAACAUGGACAAAGAACAGCGGCGGAACAGCCCUGCAUACCGCUGGGAGCCUUCCAGUCAGACUACCAGCUGGUUGUCACCGUCGCGUCUGCGUCUUCCAGACGUGGGAUCCCAUUAUGACCUCACCGACACCCAGCAGAACAUCAGACGAGGAGGCAGCACGCGGUCUCUCCAGCUGGACUACAAAGUGAUGGGUUACGGUGACAGGGGCCAAGAACGAGGACAGGAGACCGAGAAGAGGACCUUCCAAUGGGAGAGGAAUCAGUCGGGCGAGUGGGAGAGGAAACCCAUCCUGGACAGAGAAGAGAAGAGACGGUGCGACGGGGAAGGGAAGAACACAGGCAGCAGGAGCAGGGACAUGGGUGUGCGCCAGGACCACAGAGAGCGUCAGCAGUUGCACGGCCAUGACAGUUGUGAAGACACCUCCUCGCCUGUUUACGAGGAAUACCGAGAGUCCGGCCACGACACAGAGCAAAAUGAAGACACAGAGAGCAUUUAUGACACUCUGCCACCAACCCGAUCAGCCUAUGAAGGGUACCCGUCAAGCCCCCCAGGCGUUAACCUGCACCCGGCUCAACUCCUGCCCCCCCUCAGGGCGUGGGACUUACAGACAGGGGAGUGGAGGGAAUCGCAGGAGGGUCGCGGGGGGGUUGGAUCCAGCGGUCUGGCAGGUUCUGGGGACGAGUUAGAGAGACUACUGAACCUGGUGUCUCUCAGAGCCAGGAGAGCCACACGAAUAAACAGAGCCUCCACCAGAUCUGAACCCACAACAGACUGGGAUGAAUUUAAAUGAGCACACAAGACUGUUAACCAACAGAUUUAAUAUUCCUUUAUAAAUUCAAGAGAGGCAGUGACCCUCUUUGAUUAAACUUGACAUUUAUAAUACCACGCCGUUGGUCCACCAUCUAAAAAUAAUUAAAGGAGAAUAUUACCAUAUAUAUAUUUGAAUUAUUAUCCUGCUGUAAGCGAACACUAAUCCACCGCCAAUCCCCUGGCUCAUUGAUAAGCUGGAGAAUAUAUGUGUUCUCUGUGGACGCCUUCACCUGUGCUGCAUGAGCGUGAACUGAGAUUGGCUGUGAAUCAAUGCUACUACAUUUAUUAUGAAUAGAGCCACUGGAGCACAGCAUUUAUUAACAUGGAAAUAUAAAAGGAGCCAGGCUGUCUCUGUUUUCGACCAAUGUAUAAACAUAUGUUAUGACGUGUUUCAUACAAUGUUGUGUUGAAUCACACACAUACAGACACGCACACACCAUAAUUCUGUUAGCUCAACCAUGUAAUGCAUUUCUUUUGUUUAUCGACACACGCUCGGGGGUUGUUUUGGAGAGAACACACGUCCCAGACAUUGCCUCAGAGAUGCUAUUAAGAUAACCAUUAGUUUAUACCAGAUCUUUAUUUAAUCAAAAUUCUACAUUUUUCUAGGAGUAUUUAUUUAUUUAUUUAUUAAUCAUUACACAAUUCAUUCAUUCGUAUCUGACUCAUACAACUAUGAGGAACUGCACUGCAGAUUACACUACAUAUGUCUUUAUUCUACUGCGUUGCAGUUCAACAAUAGUUUUGUCCUCUCAGUGUACAUUGUGUACUUUGUAUAUAUUACCAAAGCAGUGCUUCAGAUGGACUUGAACUCACUUUACACCCAGCAACAUGUGAUGAAUGAAUUUUGAGGCUUUAUCUGCUGAAACACACCGAGAAUAAUGUGCAAACACAGCCGUGAAGUACGGAACCACUCACCAAGGACAUGUACACAUGAUUACCUCAUUGAUAACACAAUGUAGAUGCUGCCGUGUCACCACUUCACACACACACAAAGGGAAUGGCAUUAAACUCAAAUGUUAAAUGAAACACAGGUGGUACAGUAGGUAACUGAGAGUAUUUAAGGAUUAUGGAAUGUGAACAAGCCACACUACAGGUCUGCUGUAGAAUACAGAACACAAGAAUCUACGUACAAAUGGAAACAAAUCCACUAACUGGCCUUCAUCUCACAUUUACAGUUUAUCCUCUAGUAAACAUGACUCCUUCUGUUAAAUGUGAAAUGGAAAUAAAUGCCCUGUGGUGCAGAGGAAGACAUGCAUGUGUUCCUCAAGGAUGUAAAGAACAACAAACAAUCUACAUAGCAAAACCAUUUUGGAUCCAAGGACAGAGGAGAUGUUACUGUCCACAUCAGACAGUAUGUACUGCACGGUCUCAAUGAAGGUGAAACAAUGUGGCUUUUUAAGAAAGACAGCACCUAAAACUUUCUUAGAAUUUAAGGUCACGCUGUUAAAAAAGAUUCAAAUGGAUUCCAAAGAAUUCAAACAAACAAAUGGCAUUAAAAGCUAUUUUAUGUUUUGUUAGCCUUUGUUGUGAAGUGAAAAAUCUUCUUGCUGCAGUGAAAUGAAAUGGAUUGAUUUGUGUGUAUGUAUAACAAUCAUUAAUAAGUGAUAAAUUAAUAGUUAAUUAAAGUCAAAGUUAGUUAUUUUACUGAAAGACGACAGUGAAAUGACGAUGUCAAAACCAGCCACAUAUUUUAAUGUUAACACAUAAAUCUGAUGUCAGCUAUGUCCAUCUUAUGCACACCCCUUCAA
This is a messenger RNA of Larimichthys crocea (large yellow croaker), 16115 nucleotides long. RefSeq names its product FAT atypical cadherin 3b (gene fat3b). The transcript has 52 exons. Gene Ontology annotation, molecular function: calcium ion binding. Gene Ontology annotation, biological process: homophilic cell-cell adhesion. Lineage: Eukaryota; Metazoa; Chordata; Actinopteri; Sciaenidae. The coding region runs from base 143 to 14347 and encodes 4734 amino acids. The record is from RefSeq and is a predicted model, not a curated record. Gene Ontology annotation, cellular component: cell-cell junction; plasma membrane.